Messenger RNA from Saccharomyces paradoxus, 5262 nucleotides. RefSeq names its product Pmd1p (gene PMD1). The transcript has a single exon. Gene Ontology annotation, biological process: cell redox homeostasis. Lineage: Eukaryota; Fungi; Ascomycota; Saccharomycetes; Saccharomycetales; Saccharomycetaceae. The record is from RefSeq and is a predicted model, not a curated record. Bases 1 to 5262 code for a protein of 1753 amino acids. Gene Ontology annotation, cellular component: cytosol; mitochondrion. Gene Ontology annotation, molecular function: protein binding.
AUGAACGUAUUACAACCGCCAUCUAGUGUUUGUUAUCCGCUCAACCUCCCUAUUGUACCUAAUCCCAAUCUGGAUGAAGCAACAAGGAAAAAGCUCACGUUGGAAUGCAGAACUGGAGCUGCAGUGGAACUAGCCCGUUCAGGUGUUUUUGUUCACGGUGGACUCACACUACCCUUAAACCUGAGUAUUAUAAAUUCAUUACAAUUACAAAAGGAGCUGAUAUUAUAUUUUGGGAAGCAGAAACAUAGAAAUGCUGAUUUUAAAACAUUAGCUGAUUGGAUAAGCCCUGAGAUAUUCUUUCUUGAUUUAAUCUCGAGAACAUGGCAAAGAAUAAAUACUACGAUAGGCGCUGCGCCGGAAAAUGAGAUGAAUACUGACUUACACUUUAAAGAAAGGUUGCUCCACUCGAUGUGCUUCACAGAAUCUAACAUUUAUAUUUUUGGUGGCCUAAUAGUCUCACCUCACAACGGCUAUGAACUGAUAGCAACAAACGAGUUAUGGAAACUAGAUCUUAAAACAAAGUGCUGGUCUUUGGUCAGUGAAAACCCUCAAAUUACAAGACGAUUUAAUCAUAACAUGCACGUACUAAAUGAAAAUAACGAAAAGCAAGAUACGAAACUAAUCAUAGUAGGUGGAUUAGAUAAUAUGGAUAUUCCUGUUAAAAAAAUCGAUAUAUUUAACCUCCGUACGAAUUUAUGGGAAUCGGAAUCGAAAUCAGACGAAAAACCGGAUUCAAAGCGGUCGCCAAAAAUAUUGGUUAAUAUUGAUGGAAUGCCAAUUUCCUUAUCCCAUGAUUCCAAUUUCUCAGUUUUGAUUGAAAACAAUCAGGCGGAAAUUCCCACGUUAGCAUUAUAUUACCCUCAACGCGAGGCAAACACGUCCAGAAGGGGAACUGACGACAGCAGCUUUUCUAGCUACGCUAAUGAUCUGGACGAAAAGUCAAGAUUAACAAAACAUCACCAUCACCAUCAUGGCGAUCUUAAGUACAUAGAAAGCGAUGAUGCAGAUGAAAGCGCAGUCAAAACACUUAUGUCGCCAAUCGUAAUCUUGCCACUGCUUGGAAAUUCUCAGGGUGCUAGGAUGACAUCGAAUCCUACACAAAAUAACAAAGAAAACUCUGUCUUACAAGUACCUUUUCACUUACAGUAUCCCUCGGGCAAUUACUUUAAUUAUAAUAUUGUCGUAAUAGGAUUCUAUCCAGACCCCCAACCUUCCAAUCUGCAUUGCUUCAUUUAUAAUAUUGCUAGCGGAAAAUGGAUAAGAGUAAACAUAGCAUGUACUGAAUGCAGUAUGAAUACGCAUAGAUUUUGGAAACUUCUGAUCUGGAAAUCUCAUCAUCAAGCUUUAUUACUUGGUACUAGAUCGGAUGAUUUUUGUUCGCCUAGCGUUCAAAAAUUCGAUCACAUUUUAGCAUUCUCUUUACCAAUGUUAAACGGUUACAAUAAAUUAGUGAAUACGAAACAUAGUCGCGCCUGCAAUGGCAUUGCUAAUAACCAUGCCUCAAAGGUAAAUUUAAGUCUUUAUGACCACCUUCCAUACUCUGAUUCAUCAGCAAUUGAACACACAAAUUCAUGCACAGGUGCUCAAGGAUAUUCUUUGGAUGACUCAGAGCUCCCCGGCUUGACUUCAACCACGACCUCACAAUUCGAAAAUUAUUCCCGAUAUAUCACUGUGCCGUUAGAAAUGGAAUCAACCAGCUCUAUAUUCCCCCCAUAUGCUAUGGUGUUGGGUAAAGAUGCUUUAGAAAUAUUUGGCAAGACGUUAUCUGAUUUCGAAUUUAUCACUGCUGAAGGUGAUUCUAUCGGUGUCCCUGUAUACUUAUUAAGGAAAAGAUGGGGAAGAUAUUUUGAUUCACUUUUGUCAAACGGUUAUGCAAAUACAUCGUUCAAUUAUGAAUUUAAUGGAGACCCUUCUAAUAUCAUAAGUUUUUCACCUCAUACGGCCUCAAAGGCUACCAAGUUUGGUAACUCGAGUCAAUCAUCUAGCGGAUCCUUAGAAAAAUACUUUUCAAAAAACGCUAAUAGUAAAUCAAACAGCAACACAAGUCUUAAAAAACCGCAUAGCGUAGACUUUGCUUCAUCAGCUUCGUCACCCAAGCAGCGAGCCCUUUCGCACAGUAAAAUAUCUCCUUCAGAGCCAAUUCUUUAUACAGAUGAUGAGGAGAGUCGGUCAAACACAUUAAAACAACAUGCAACUGUGGAAGUUGGUCCGCAAGAAGCCACUACUUCAAACAGAAGGCCAAUAUCCACCACUUGUUCUUCUACAGGUAUGGUCUUUAGGGUUCCAUUCCAGGACGUGAAAAAUUCAAAGCUGGGACUUUCUGAACAGUCUGGCCGCCCUACUCGAGCAAGCUCUGUUUCACCCCCACCAGUAUAUGGAAAAUCAAUCAACAAUGAUAAUGAUAGCAACUGUACGCUCUCCAAUACACCUCCAGUUUGUCGGCGAGCUUCCACAGUGGGGACCACCAGGAAUAAUUCGGUAGAUGACAGCUUUUCAUCCAUUCGACGUGCUUCACACCCUCUCCAAUCUCAUAUCAUAGCCAAAUCUUCACCCAAUAGUAUAUCAAAGGCUAGCCCCGCGGAACAAGCUUUAUUACGAAGAAAAUCAUCAGCAUUAAGGUUUAUAGCCAGUCCGCAUCAGUCACGGCAAACUUCGUUUGCUUCUACUGCCAGCACCGCCUCUGUUGUAAGUUCCACCUCGGGAAGAAGGCGCCCCUCGAACCAGGUUUCUCAUUUUGGAAGCUCUGCAAGUUUGCCAAGCUCGCCUAUAUUGCCUGUGUUAAAUAUCCCAUUGCCUCCACAAGAAAAGAUUCCGUUAGAACCGCUGCCACCAGUGCCAAAAGCACCAUCAAGAAGAAGCAGUUCGUUGGCGGAAUACGUUCAGUUUAGUAGAGAUAGUCCGAUCGCGUCCAGAAGGUCUUCUCACUCCACCAGAAAAUCGAGUUCUUCGGAUGCAAGGCGCGUCUCUAACUCUUCUUUACUGAGAAAUACUCUGGACUCGCAACUGCUAAGUAAUACUUGUGGUAAUGACAUUCCUUAUGAAGCAAGUGUUCAGGAAUAUGGUAUGAACAACGGAAGAGAUGAAGAGGAGAAUGGGGAUAACGAAGACUACAGCUGUGUCUCACCUUCCAAUAUAAGGCCCAUUUUUUCCACUAUUAAUGCAAUUAAUAUAAACGGCAAUUUUAAAGAAGGCGAAUUCUUCUCUUCAAAAUCAUAUAUUAAUAGUGAAAAAGGUAGGAGGCUUUCUUACAUUUCAAACCCUGAGAGUGUAGAAAGUACAAAUUCGAAUAACAACGCCAUCAUCGAGUUAGAGCCCUUAUUAACUCCAAGAUCAUUGUAUAUGCCUUGGUCAACUGCCUCUGUAAGAGCAUUUGCGGAGUUCUUUUACACCGCACAAAUUAAUGGUAAGUGGCUAUUAGCGCCUGUGACUUUGGACCUACUUAUUAUGGCUAAAAUAUACGAAAUUCCAAUCUUAUACGAACUGAUUACGGAAGUGCUGUAUAAGAUAAUCAGCAAAAAGGAAGAGGGUCUUUCAGUUACUUGCGAGGCACUAUUAAAUUUGUACCAGCAAAAGGUUUCGAGAUAUUGUAAUGAAAAUGAAGGCAAAAUAAGGAAGGAAUUAGAUUCCAGCGAAUCAUAUCAGGAUACCCUGGAGAUAAAACGUUCUCUAGCCAACAUUGAUAACGGAUACGUUGAUUCGUAUCUUUUGCGGAACACUUCUAUGGCGCAAUCAAUACACUACACGGACGACAGUAAUGGGGACACCGAAACAGAUACGCAUCACACGAGAGUUUCUAGUAUAGGAUCGCUUGCCAAUAGGGCUGUUCCUACUGUUUUUGCCGGUGGUCCCAGAGACAGCCACAAUUCGGUUGGUUCAAUUGCAUUCCCUAGCAAUUCGGGUGUUCAAAAUACUCGCCGCUCUGUAUCUUUGCUUAGCCCAGCGGCGAAGAAGAAAUCCAGCCUAAGUAGAGAAACAGACCCACUAGAUACUUCUGAUCGAAUUAUUGAUGAUGUUCCUGAUAGUGGAACAGUGAAGCGGCAGCCGAACUUUUCAAGAAGAAACAGUAGCCUUAUUCAAAAGAUUCCCAUAGAACCUACGAAGAAUAAUUGCCAAGAAAAUGUCUUUAGUAGCUCAAACAAAGCUUCUGACGAUAAAGAGGAACAAAACGAACAAACAGCGUUUCAAGAUAUGUCGAACUUGGAGAAAAGCAAGGCUGAAAUGCCGCAAAGGAGAAACAGUGACGAUGCGAAGAAUUUGGAUGGUAAUACUGACCCAUUGAAGAACAGAGAAACGAAUAUAUGUUCAAAUUCAUCCAAUUUAGAAACAGACCUUUUUAUUUGUGAUAGUUUUGGUAGUGAUUCAAGCUCUUCCCUUCACUCUGAUUCAGAUGAUCUUGAUUCACAGCUAGGCAUUCUGCCUUUCACAAAAAUGAAUAAAAAACUACAAGAACAGACAUCUCAAGAAUUUGAUGAUUCUAUUGAUCCUCUAUACAAAAUAGGAUCCAAUACUCCAGGUUCUUCAAGAUUGCAUGGAUCAUUUUCCAAAUAUAUUAGGCCUAAUUCACAAAGAGAAGAUGUAUCGGAAUAUGUUAACAUAUCUAGCCUAGAAAACAUGGUGUCGCCCAAUGCACUACCGCCUGUUGACUAUGUCAUGAAGUCCAUUUAUAGAACUUCAGUAUUGGUGAAUGACAGCAAUCUGAUGACGCGCACGAAGGAAGCAAUCGAAUUAUCCAAAGUUCUGAAAAGGUUAAAGAAAAAAGCAUUACAAGACAUUUCACAAAUGGACAAUGAAAUGAGGGAGGCUGGAAAACCAAUUUUUGCACGUGGAUCUUCUUCUCCUACUCUGAGUAGGCAACAUUCUGAUAUCAUAUCACCGUUGAAACAGCAAGACAAUACAAGACCAGCUUUGAAAUUGGCAUCGAGUUCCCCGAUCUCGGAGGGAUUCAGGAAAUCGUCAAUUAAAUUCACGCAGACACCUUCCGCUCAGAUUUCACCUAGGACGUCAGUUACCGAUUUCACUGCAUCUCAACAACGUAGGCAACAUAUGAAUAAAAGAUUCAGUACUCAGACGGCACAUUCUACAUCCGCUUUAUUCAUGAAUCCCGCCUUUAUGCCUCCUGCAGUAAAUACUGGACGUAUGGAGAGCGAAGGGCAUAAUGAGGAUGGACCAGCGGCUGCCAACAAGGCAAAUAAAAAAGAAGAGGUGACCCCAAAUGAUAACGAUAAUAUUGUCUCGUUUCCCUUUUUCAGUAAACGAAGAUAA